Messenger RNA from Engraulis encrasicolus (European anchovy), 4601 nucleotides. RefSeq names its product Rap guanine nucleotide exchange factor (GEF) 1b (gene rapgef1b). The transcript has 25 exons. NCBI's taxonomy places the organism in Eukaryota, Metazoa, Chordata, Actinopteri, Clupeiformes, Engraulidae. Gene Ontology annotation, molecular function: guanyl-nucleotide exchange factor activity. The record is from RefSeq and is a predicted model, not a curated record. Gene Ontology annotation, biological process: Ras protein signal transduction; positive regulation of GTPase activity. The coding region runs from base 258 to 3575 and encodes 1105 amino acids. Gene Ontology annotation, cellular component: plasma membrane.
AGUGGGACGGGUCUGCCCUCCUCCUCGCCUCUCCACCAGCAGCAGCCGUAGUCUCCUGUGCGUGUGUGUAUGAUUGACCGAGAGAGCCGCCUGAAUCACAUCCAUAAACCUCGCUUUUGGCUCUCGCCCUGCUGAACGGACACACUCUGGGAAAAUGCCGGGUUAAGUGAAGACGUGGGGGGACCAGCCGGACGGACCACGUCGCUCGGCGUCUUGUGUUUUCGUCUGUGAACGGGGAUACGCGAUCACCCACAGAUAUGUCGGGCAACAUAGAGAACAAGCAAGAGGGGCCUCGGUCUCACCUCAACUCCCUCAAGAUGUCCACCAUGAAGCUCAUGGACAAGUUCCACACGCCCAAGAUCAAGAGGACGCCCUCCACCAAGGGCAAGCCUCCCUCCCCAGAGCCCCCGGCGCCUGCCCCUGAGAAGCCCGUCAACAAGAAGGUGUCUCGUCUGGAGGAGCAGGAGAAGGACGUGGUGUCUGCUCUGCGCUACUUCAAGGCCAUCGUGGACAAGAUGGCGGUGGACGCCAAAGUCCUGGAGAUGCUCCCCGGCUCGGCCAGCAAAGUAUUGGAGGCCAUCCUGCCCUUGGUACAGGGAGACACCCACAACAGCUCUGCGCUGUCGUCGUGCCACAACCGCGUGUAUCAGAGCCUGGCCAACCUGGUGCGCUGGUCGGACGACGUCAUGCUGAAGGGCAUCGACCUGAGUGACAAGGAGACCGUGGCGACGGUCACCGCGGUGAUUAAAGCCGUCCUGGACGGCGUGAAGGAGCUUGUAAAACUCACCAUUGAGAAACAGGAACAGCCUUCACCCACAUCGCCAAAACCUGCACCCCCAGUGACCAAAGCAGAGAAUGUGAGCAGUGUGGCGCUGCCAGAGAGGGACAUGGCACUGGGCAAGACCACACCUGCCCCCUCCUCCUCCUCCUCCACCACCUCCACCUCCACCUCCCAGAGUCUGACGGACAUGUCAGAGAUGGAGGCUCCGCCCAAGCCCCCUCUCCCAGCACCUAAGCUUGCUGAACACAGGGCCAGAAUGCAGAUGGCCUCACAGCUGUGCGUCGCUAGGCAACGGAGAGCCCCUCAGACGGAAAACGCCCCCAUUCUCCCGGCUAAAAAGCGCCAGUCGGUGCCCGCUCCCAUGCGCAUCGCCGUGGUGGCCCCCAUGAGCCGGGCGGCCAGCGGCAGGAGUCUCCCGCCCGGAGCCUUCAAACAGUUACAACAGCAGGACUCGGAGGCAGAGCUUCUGCAGCGGCGACUCUCGGCAGACAGCCAAUCAUACAGCAGCGAUUCCCCCGCCUGCCUGUCGUCCUGUGGCAUCAUGGCCAAGCUCAGCCAAUCAGACGAGCAGCUGUCGGCAAUGGAGCGGGACAGCGGGCAAUGCUCCCGGAACACCAGCUGUGAAACCCUCGACGGCUACGACCCAGACUAUGACUUCCUGCAUCAGGACCUGUCUGUGCUGGAGUCCCUGCCUCCCUUCCCCGUACCGGCCCCAGUCCCCGGCACCCUCAGCCCCUUACCCGAGUGUCUUAGUGAGUCCGGCUCCCCGUCCCCCUCCCCUCCACACCAAUACCAGCACGACGGGCCCCCUCCUCUGCCCCCGUUCCGCUUGGUGGACGGCUCUCUCCCCCCGGCCCUGCCCCAGAAGAAGCGGCGGAGCGUCCCCGUCAUCUCCACGCAGGGUCUGCACCUGCCGCCGUACCCCCAGAUGUUCCACAGCCAGUCGGAGGAGUGGGACGUGUCGGAGAGGCCGCCCUCGCCCACGCCGCCCUUCCCCCUGCUCACGCCCCUCUCGCCCAUGCCCCUGCUCAACGGCAGCGGCGUCUUCACCAGCCAGUACGCCCACACGCCGGGGGGACCGCCGCACCUCGACAGCCCCCCGCCGCUGCCCGAGAAGAAGAACCGCACAAUCAUGCAGUACAUGCAGUUUGUGGAGGACUACUCGGAGCCGCAGCCCUCGCUCUUCUACCGCACGCCGCAGAGCAGCGACGCCAUCUACGAGAACCGGCUGCGGCGCCUGCAGGAGGUGUGCGGCCUGAGCGAGGGCUACAACUCCUCCCCCACCGGGGAGACCACGCCCUCGCCCACGCCCGCCCCGGACAACGCCGCCCGCGGACCCCCGCCCGCACUGCCCCCCAAGCAGAGGCAAAUGAGUGAAAGUGCCAUUGAUGAGGGAGGAGAGGGGGAGUAUGUCAACCUUUACUCCAAUGGCAAUGACACGCCACACUCGCCUUCCGAGAGCCUGGCAGAAGACCCGCUCCAAAGUGCCACCACCAGAUUGUCCUCAUCAAGUGGCAGAGGGAUACUGACCAAAGACAGGGCUGUGGACCUGGAAGAUGUAGAUGAGCUCUCCCUCAUCGACCACAAGGAUAUCAUGAGCCUCAUCACACGCAAACAAGAGAAUGACGAUGGCCCUGACGUGAGGGCUGGCUCUGUUGACAUCCUGUUAGUCCAUGCCACAGAGACAGACCGCAAAGAUCUGGUUUUGUACUGUGAGGCGUUUCUGACCACGUACAGAACCUUCAUCAGCCCAGAAGAACUCAUCAAGAAGCUACACUACAGGUAUACCCGUUUCUGCCACAGUCCAGACACCUUCAAGAGGCGUGUCAGUAAGAACACGUUCUUCGUUUUGGUGCGCGUCGUAGAUGAGCUGUGUCAUGUGGAGUUGACGGAGGACAUCCUGUGUCAGCUGAUGGAGCUGGUGUUCCAGCUGCUGUGUAACGGGGAGCUGAGUCUGGCCCGCGUGCUGCGCUCCAACAUCCUGGACAAGGUGGACCAGAAGAGGCUGCAGAGGCACAUCCACACGCACGCCCCGCUGGCCGCACGCGGAGUCUCCGCCAGGCCGGGCACUCUCCAUGAUUUCCGAAGUCAUGAGGUUGCUGAUCAGCUGACACUUCUGGAUGCAGAGCUAUUCUAUAAGAUUGAGAUCCCCGAGGUUCUUCUGUGGGCAAAGGAGCAGAAUGAGGAGAAGAGCCCAAAUCUGACCCAGUUCACAGAGCACUUCAACAACAUGAGCUACUGGGUGCGCUCCAUCAUUAUACAGCAGGAGAGAGCCCAGGACAGGGAGAAACUGCUGCUCAAGUUCAUCAAGAUCAUGAAGCACUUACGGAAGCUGAACAACUUCAACUCGUACCUGGCCAUCCUGUCGGCUCUGGACUCGGCACCAAUCAGACGUCUUGAAUGGCAGAAGCAGACUUCAGAGGGAUUGGAGGAGUACUGCACGUUGAUUGACAGCUCUUCCUCGUUCAGAGCUUAUCGUGCCGCUCUUGCAGAAGUAGAGCCUCCCUGCAUUCCGUACCUUGGGCUGAUUCUCCAGGAUCUGACCUUUGUCCACCUGGGCAACCCAGACAUGAUGGAGGGGAAAGUCAACUUCUCCAAGCGCUGGCAGCAGUUCAACAUUCUGGACAGCAUGAGACGCUUCCAGCAAGUCCAUUACGAGCUGAGGAGGAACGAUGACAUCAUCUGCUUCUUCAACGACUUCACGGACCACCUGGCGGAGGAGGCGCUAUGGGAGCUCUCGCUCAAGAUCAAGCCACGCAGCAAGAAGGUCACACGCGACCCCGACAAGACCUGAACCCUCACACGACUGGAGCCCUAAGGGGCCGACACACACACACACACACACACACACACACACACACACACACACACACACACACACACACACACACACACACACACACACACACACACACACACACACACACACACACACACACACACACACAGACUACUGAGACAGAGACUCUUUUGAAAAGAGACAAGACUUGUUUCAUAAAGGGACUUUAUAAGGAGAAUGUUUCUCCUCUAUUUGACAGGAGAGACGCUGGAACCUUUCCUACAUUGCAGAGAUUUUACAAAUGUUAAUUUACAAAUCUAUACUUUAAAACUCAUCUUUCCUCUCUAUCUAUCUAUCUAUCUAUCUAUCUAUCUAUCUAUCUAUCUAUCUAUCUAUCUAUCUAUCUAUCUAUCUAUCUAUCUAUCUAUCUAUCUAUCUAUCAUACACACAGACAUAUACUAUAUAUAUGGUUAUAGCAAUGUGUGUAUGUGUUUUUACUUUGCUAAUUAUUCUGGGACAACACUGUGACUGCAGCUAUGCUCUCACAUUCAGACUGGAACCUGGAGUAGACUGGAACUGUUUUUAAAAAAAGGAUGUGUGUGUGAAAGUGUGCGUGUGUGUGAAUGGAUGUGUGCGUGAGCAGGUGUGAGCACAAUAGCAUGAGUGAAAUACACUUAUGUGAAGGUCUACGUACUGUGUGGGAUUUCAGACCGUUUUGAACCUGGGGAAAAAUUGUAUAUUUUGGAUUUUGUGUGAUAUUGCCACUCACUGUAGAAUGACAAGAGUCUUAAUUUCUCUCAGACAUGAAAUAUGCACUCACAUGUUUGAAGAAUUAGCGGGUUAUGCCUGUACAGAUCACAUGCCAGCAUUAUGCCUCUGAGUGAGUGAAUGUGUGUGUGUGUGUGUGCGUGUGUAAGAGAACAAGAGAGAAUAGGUGUGUGAGUGAGUGAGAGAAAGUGUGUAUGUUUUAGGGGCAUCAUCUAAUCUGAUAUAACAGCCACGUUCACUGUGCUCUUUCAGAAAUAAAACACUCCGCUCUUU